Molecule: messenger RNA, 339 nt
Organism: Trypanosoma theileri
Lineage: Eukaryota; Euglenozoa; Kinetoplastea; Trypanosomatida; Trypanosomatidae
Exons: 1
Coding region: 1-339 (112 amino acids)
Source: RefSeq, a predicted model, not a curated record
AUGAGUGUGGGUUCAUACAAACGCUCACAGGGCGGGGAGCCGAUCUUCUCACAGGCGACUGUUGCCCCGCCCAUCCCCGCGCUGCUGCGGCCGCAGUUCCACGCACUCUCCGCAGAUGAUGUGAGGGCCAUUGAGCGGCGGCUGCAGCACACAGAGGCGGCCAGGCGGCGGGAUGAAGUCAUCGCAGAGCGAUGUGCACAACGCCGGCAACAACAACAAGAGGAGACACAACGGCGUGUGGAGAUGAUAGAGAGAAGAGCCGCUCGACACGCACGUGCCGCAGGAAUAGUGGUAGAGCGUCGACUGAAAGCAGAGUUUAUGGAAUUGGGUCGUCUGUGA